Octodon degus (degu) is the source of this 2683-nucleotide messenger RNA. It is a transcript of the gene Dhcr7, whose product is annotated as 7-dehydrocholesterol reductase. Gene Ontology annotation, molecular function: 7-dehydrocholesterol reductase activity. The transcript is spliced from 9 exons. Gene Ontology annotation, biological process: cholesterol biosynthetic process; brassinosteroid biosynthetic process. Bases 219 to 1646 code for a protein of 475 amino acids. Gene Ontology annotation, cellular component: endoplasmic reticulum membrane. NCBI's taxonomy places the organism in Eukaryota, Metazoa, Chordata, Mammalia, Rodentia, Octodontidae. The record is from RefSeq and is a predicted model, not a curated record.
GGGGCCUCAGGCUCCCACAAGGUGGCGAGAUUGGCACCUGGCCUGAAGCACGCUGUUGUCCACCGGACCCGACCAAGGUGGGCAAACAGGGCUCUGCACAGCCUGGGGAGACAGCUCCAGCACCUUGUGGAACUGAAGAGCCUGGACGCUGUUAAAAACAGUACAAGAAAGGAACUUCAUUUCGCUUUGGAGCACUUGGUCGGGGGUUAGAGGGCCCAAUGGCUUCAAAAUCCCAGCCCAAAGUACCCAAAACUGGGAGCCCAGCGAGCUUCACCAAUGGCAAGGCUGAAUCUCAGGGACAGUGGGGCCGCGCCUGGGAAGUGGACUGGUUCUCCCUGGCCAGCGUCAUGUUCCUGCUGCUCUUCGCACCCUUCAUUGUAUACUACUUCAUCAUGGCGUGUGACCAGUACAGCUGCUCUCUGACUGCCCCUGUGCUGCACGUAAUCACUGGGCAUGCCAGUCUCGCAGACAUCUGGGCCAAGACCCCACCUGUGACAAUGAAAGCUGCCCAGAUCUACACCUUGUGGGUCACCUUCCAGGUGCUUCUGUACAUGUUGCUGCCCGACUUCUGCCACAAAUUUGUGCCAGGCUACGUGGGAGGAGUUCAGGAGGGGGCGGUGACACCUGCAGGAGUUGUCAACAAGUAUCAGGUCAAUGGCCUCCAAGCCUGGCUCAUCACACAUCUCCUCUGGUUUGCUAACUCCCACUUCCUGUUCUGGUUCUCACCCACCAUCAUCUUUGACAACUGGAUCCCACUGCUAUGGUGUGCCAACAUCCUUGGCUAUGCUGUGUCCACGUUUGUCAUGAUCAAGGGCUACCUCUUCCCCACCAACGCCAACGACUGCAAAUUCACAGGCAACUUCUUUUACAACUACAUGAUGGGUAUUGAGUUUAACCCUCGAAUUGGGAAGUGGUUUGACUUCAAGCUGUUCUUCAACGGACGCCCUGGGAUUGUGGCGUGGACCCUUAUCAACCUGUCCUAUGCAGCGAAGCAGCAGGAGCUGUAUGGCCAGGUGACCAACUCCAUGGUCCUGGUCAAUGUCCUACAGGCCAUCUAUGUGCUGGACUUCUUCUGGAAUGAAACCUGGUACCUGAAGACCAUUGACAUCUGUCAUGACCACUUCGGCUGGUACCUGGGCUGGGGCGACUGUGUGUGGCUGCCCUAUCUGUAUACAUUGCAGGGUCUGUAUCUGGUGUACCACCCCGUGCAGCUCUCCACCCCUCACGCUGUGGGCGUCCUGGCACUCGGCCUGCUGGGCUACUACAUCUUCCGCAUGGCCAACCAUCAGAAGGACCUAUUCCGCAGGACGGAUGGGCGCUGCCUCAUCUGGGGCCAGAAGCCCAAGGCCAUUGAGUGCUCGUACACGUCGGCUGAUGGCCAGAAGCAUCACAGUAAGCUGCUAGUGUCAGGCUUCUGGGGCAUGGCCCGCCACCUCAACUACACGGGCGAUCUGUUGGGCAGCCUGGCCUACUGCCUGGCCUGUGGCGGGAGCCACCUCCUGCCCUACUUCUACUUCAUCUACAUGACCAUCCUGCUGACCCAUCGCUGCCUCCGCGACGAGCACCGCUGCGCCAGCAAGUACGGCCGGGACUGGGCACGCUACACUGCCGCUGUGCCCUACCGCCUGCUACCUGGCAUCUUCUAAGAGAGCAUCCCUUGACAGCUCCGGGGUUGGCAGACUCUAGAAAAGCAUGUGGAGCUGGUCGAUGGGAGCGUGCCCUCCAGAGCCUCAGUUUCCUCAUCUGUGAGACAGAAAGAGCCUGGCACUUGGCAGGUGUCCAGCUGACGCUAGCACUCAUUCCAUCCCCUGUCCUCAGGGGAGCUCUGACUACACCAGCUGCCUUCCCAUCAGCACAAAGGACUGCUUUUCUCUGUUGGGUAUGCCACGGGCAGGCGGGUGACCUGGUCACCUGGAAUAGCCUUGGUAACAGUUUUUUGUAUCAGGAGUCCAGGGUGUCUCUCUGUCUGGACAAAGGAGUGUCUGGGCCUCACCAGGCCACCUUCUGGCUCCCACUGCUUAGGCCUUAUUCUUACUAAACAAAAGUUUGUGGGAUCCGUAAGGUGUGCAGGGUGUCCACGUCUGCCUUUGGCAUCUGCCCCGCUGUGGUGGGCCAGGCUCUUGGUGCGGCACUCUUUUGAAGGGCACACAGUGUGUUAGCAGACGGUGCCGAGCGACACUUGCGAGAGGAAGGGGCUUCUGAUUGGUUCCUUCUCAUUCCAUGCACAGCUGGCUGCCAGGGGUGUGGCAUGUGACAUUUGAGGGCACCUCCCAGCAUGCAGGCCCUGGGCGGCCCAGCCAUAGCCCUUCUGACACAGACAGUGGGCUCCCAGGGCCCCGCUCCUGUGGGUGUCACUCAGUGCCUCAGCCACAUGUCCUCCGGAAUGUGUCACCAGCUGUACAAGGCAUAGAUGCAAGUGCAGAUGGCUCAGAGGAUGUCACCAUCCAGGGGCGCUGGCCAAACCUCCUGCAGCAAGGAGUCCUGGCCUUCAAGUGUUUCUUACCAGGGACAGUGCCCUCAACCUCAGGACACCCUAAACCUCUUUGGGUAUAAUUCUCUUGCAUAGCUGAUAAUUCUUUAUAUUAAAUGUUCCCUGCUCAAAUAAAUGAUGGUGUAGUUUCUGUCCUGGAGAGCCUGGCCAAUCCCUCAGGGCUGAGGUAUGGGAUACAGAAGGGGGCCCAGG